AUGACAUCAGAGGAUCUCUUAAACACCUUAGAUGAUUUGGGAGAUGGAGAGUUCAAAAAAUUCAAGUGGUUCCUACAGCAGGCCGACGUCGUUCAAGGCCUCCCGACCAUCAAGAAAAGCAGACUAGAGAUGACAAACAGGUGGGACACUGUGGACCUGAUGGUGCAGACCUACAGACUUCCUGGAGCUGUGAAGGUGACCAGGAAGGUUUUAGAGCGGAUCAGCAGGAAUGACCUGCUGCUCAGUUUGUCUGCCAGCAGGUCCAGACCAGAAGAGGAGAUCCAACAGUAUCUAAGUUCAGGAAGCCUCUCCACAUAUGAACUUUCUCCAGCUCAGUGGUCAGCAUUGGUCUUCAUUUUACUGUCAUCAGAAGAAGAUCUGCAUGUUUUUGACCUGAAGAAGUACUCUGCUUCAGAGGAGGCUCUUCUGAGGCUUUUGCUAGUGGUCAAAGCCUCAAAAACAGCUCUGCUGAGCAGCUGCAAUUUGUCAGAAAGAACCUGUGAAGCUCUGUCUUCGGUACUAAGCUCACAGAUCUCCAGUCUGACAGAGCUGGACCUGAGUAACAAUGACCUGAAGGAUUUGGGAGUGAUGCUGCUAUCGUCUGGAUUGGAAAGUCCACACUGUGCACUGAACAUUCUCAGGCUGUCAGGCUGUCAGAUCUCAGAGGAAGGCUGUAUCUGUUUGGCCUCAGCUCUGAAAUCCAACCCCUCACGCUUGAGAGAGCUGGACCUGAGCUACAACCAUCCAGGAGACCUAGGGGUGAAGCUACUGACUGCCGGACUAAAGGAUCCACAGUGGAGACUGGACAGUCUCAGCCUGGAGCAUAGUGGAGCGCAAAGGCUGAAACCUGGUCUGAAAAAGUAUUUCUGUGAACUUGCACUGGAUGCAAACACAGCAAACAGGAAACUCAAACUGUCAGGCAACAACAGGCAGGUGACGGCAGUGACAGAGAAGCAGCCUUAUUCUGUUCAUCCAGAGAGGUUUGACGUCUGGCUUCAGCUGCUAUGUACCACUGGGCUGACUGGUCGCUGUUACUGGGAGGUCGAGUGGAAAGGGUUUGUUUUUAUAGCAGUGAGUUACAGGAGCGUCAGAAGGAGAGGAAACAGUUAUGACUGCAGGUUUGGAGGGAAUGAUCACUCCUGGAGUCUGAGGUGUGCUGAAGAGGAAAGUUUCUCGGUUUGGCACAAUAACAGAGAAACAGCCAUCCCCUCCUCUUCCUCUUCCUCUGCCUCUCACAGAGUAGCGGUGUAUGUGGAUUGGCCUGCUGGUACUCUGACCUUCUACAGAAUUUCUUCCGGCUCACCAAUCCAUCUUUACACCUUCCACACCACCUUCAGCAAACCGCUGUACCCUGGGUUCUGGUUAGUGUCCCAUGGCUCUUCAGUGUCCCUCUGCUCACUGUAGCAGGUGCGGCUGCUGGCAGAAAGGUUUUGAUUUUGAGUGUUGAACAUAUGAAGUAUGUGUGGGGAGGGUCUAACAGCUGGCAGAGUGUUAAUACAGUCAUGUGACGUUCUGCUUGUAUAAUAAAACCUGUACUUUGUUUUAUAAAUACUGUAAACAUCAAAAGUUGCUCUUUUUAAAAUCAGUU
Neolamprologus brichardi is the source of this 1588-nucleotide messenger RNA. The record is from RefSeq and is a predicted model, not a curated record. NCBI's taxonomy places the organism in Eukaryota, Metazoa, Chordata, Actinopteri, Cichliformes, Cichlidae.